This is a messenger RNA of Bombyx mori (domestic silkworm), 1634 nucleotides long. It is a transcript of the gene Dera, whose product is annotated as deoxyribose-phosphate aldolase. The record is from RefSeq and is a predicted model, not a curated record. Bases 536 to 1459 code for a protein of 307 amino acids. Gene Ontology annotation, biological process: deoxyribonucleotide catabolic process; carbohydrate catabolic process. Lineage: Eukaryota; Metazoa; Arthropoda; Insecta; Lepidoptera; Bombycidae. The transcript is spliced from 6 exons. Gene Ontology annotation, cellular component: cytoplasm. Gene Ontology annotation, molecular function: deoxyribose-phosphate aldolase activity.
ACAUUUGUCAAGUUUUAAACGCAGUGUUCAAGUUAGGAGUUUUCCCCCAAAAUGAGGAGGUGACGAAUCUGUUGGAUUUUUAACAGGCGUUUUAAUUUUAAUAAAAUGAUAUAAUCUAAGUUUAUAAAAAAAUCUUUCUUUCAUAUUGUUUCUUAGAACCAAUAAGAGAGUUUUAAUGUCAUUUUUUUUAAUUUUAUUAUUUCGUAACUUGAAUGGAUGGAUUAAAAAUGUUUUUAUACGAUUAAUUUCGUCGGAAUAUCAAACCAACAUUUUAAAAUUAAGGCAAAAAUUCCGGCCCUGUUUAAUGUUCACAACUUUUUUGUAUUUUACAAAUUUAUUGAGGGGAUUUUAGUGGUUUUUGAUUAAUUUAAGGGAUAAUUUUGUCGAAAGCUGGUACUAUUGGUAUCAGUAGGUAGUUUUAAAAAGUCAAACAUUUUUCCCAAUUUUAAAAACCUAGUGAUAAGGGUGUAUUAAAAUCAUAGAUAUUACACAAUUCAAGAAAUAAAAUUUAAGUAAAAGUUUCGAAAUCCACGAAAUGGUGCGAGCUAUUUUUGAAACUAUUGAUGAUAUGCCCUUAGAUAAUACAUUUAUAAAUAAAAGCAAUGUAGAUUCUCAAGUAAAAUCAAUAUUAUACAACAAUGUUGUGUCUCCUAAGGAUGAGAGGGCAUGGCUUAUGAAAGCAAUCACUCUAAUUGACUUGACAACACUUUCUGGUGAUGACACAUCAUCAAAUGUUAGAAGACUUUGUCGGAAGGCUGCAUAUCCAAUUCCAAUUGAUAUUAUGAAUCCUUCUGAUAAUCUUCACACUGCAGCUGUCUGUGUCUACCCUACAAAGGUGCCUGAUGUAUGUACUGCUCUGAAGGCUAUGAAGUUGGAAAAAAACAUACAAGUGGCUGCAGUGGCUACAGGAUUUCCGUCUGGUUUGUAUCCUCUCGCAACGAGAUUAGAAGAGAUUCGGAUGACCGUAGGGUAUGGUGCAACAGAAAUUGAUGUGGUUAUCGAUAGGAGUUUAGUUUUGACCGGAGAAUGGGAGACACUGUUUAAUGAAAUACAACAAAUGAAGAAAGCAUGCGGAUCUGCACAUCUCAAAGUUAUUCUUGGCGUUGGCGAAUUGGGAACUUAUUAUAAUGUGUACAAAGCUUCAAUGAUCGCCAUGAUGGCUGGAGCGGACUUCAUUAAGACAUCGACCGGCAAAGAAGCCGUAAACGCAACGCUACCCAUUGGUCUUGUCAUGUGUCGGGCUAUUAGAAGAUAUUAUCAGAUGACCGGUCAUAAGGUUGGACUUAAACCGGCAGGUGGAAUAAAAACUGUUCAGGAUACACUGAAUUGGUUAGUUCUUUUGUACACAGAGCUGGGUCCUGACUGGCUCACACCUGCCCUAUUCAGGAUUGGAGCGUCCAGUCUUCUGGACGUGAUUAUAAAUCAUUUAAAAUCCACAAAUCAGAUUAGCUGUAGCUGAUUUCAAACCAAAUCGAUUCAUGAAUAUCUUAUUUUAUCUAUAUAUCUAUCAGUCCACAGAAUAUAUUGAUUGUUAUUGUUAUCUGUAAGAAUAAAAUUUUGUUACGUUUUCUGAGAAAAGGUGAUUUAAGAGUAUUUGUGCCAUGUAAAAUUAUUUAAUAAAAGAAAUUGUUAUA